UAAAGGCCUGCGUCUUUUCACCUUGAAAUUUAUAUAAAAACCUAAGCGCGCAGAAAUGAAAGCAUUCGCACAUCCAGUUGCAAACAACCAACUACUGAAAAUGUUCGCUAAGGUCCUUGUCCUCUGUGCUGCUUUAGCAGCAGUCCAUGCUUCUUUCAUCGCUCCUGUUGGAUAUGGUGCUCCAGUUCUUUCUGCUGGUCCCUUAGGAAUCGGAAAAAGUUUGAUCGCUACUCCCGCAGUGGCAACAGUAUCGUCUCAGAAAGCAGUCAUCAACCAUGUAGAACCUGCCGCCCGCGUUGCCGCUGCUCCAGCUCAUAUUGGAGUUGCCAGUCAUGGAAUCCUCUCUAAUGGAUUUGUUGGUAGACAUGCAAUUGCUGCUGCUCCUUUGGCUGUUGGUGCAGGAAUUUAUGGCGCUCCCAUCGCUCUUGGAGUUGGAAACCUCGGUCUCGGACAUGGGUCCGUUGUGUCAUCCCAGAAAUCCGUCAUCAACCAUGUAGCUCCAGCUGCGCCCGUUGCUGUUGCAGCUGCUCCUAUCGCUCUUGCUGCUCAUAGAAUCCAUGGAAGUGGCCUCCUUGCCAACGGAAUCGUAGGUGGACAUGGAAUUGCUGCUGCUCAUCUUGCCACUGGUCAUGGCCUCCUCGGUGCUCCCGUCGCUCUCGGUCUUGGAAACACUGUAUCAUCUCAGAAAUCCGUUAUCAACCAUGUAGCUCCAGCUGCUCCUGUCGCUUUUGCUAGUAAUGGAAUCUAUGGAAAGGGCCUUAUUGCCAAUGGAAUCGUAGGUGGACAUGGAAUUGCUGCUGCUCCUCUUGUCGCUGGUCAUGGCCUUCUUGGUGCUCCCUUCGCUCUCGGUCAUGGAACCGCAGUAUCAUCUCAGAAAUCAGUCAUCAGCCAUGUAGCCCCUGCAGCUCGUGUCGCCGUUGCUGCAUCCCCUCUUGCUCUAGGUCACACUGGAUUCCUCAGCAAUGGACUCAUUGGUGGACAUGGAAUUGUUGGCAACAGUCAUGUCGCUGGAGCUCCCCUUGGAUUUGCCGGGCAUGGAAUUUCUGCUUUUCCCUUGUCCAUUGGUAGUGGCAUCCACGGGACUCCAGUUGCACUUGGCUAUGGAAAAGCCAUCUUGUGAAUACUAGUCACCAAAAUUAAUAAUCAAUGAAAUUGAAAUGUCAUUUGUUUUUUAUCCUGAACAUUUAUCAUUGUUUUGAAUAUGUCUUGUGACUCAACUAUUUAUUGUGAAUCUUAUCUUAA
Molecule: messenger RNA, 1242 nt
Organism: Argiope bruennichi
Lineage: Eukaryota; Metazoa; Arthropoda; Arachnida; Araneae; Araneidae
Exons: 2
Coding region: 56-1120 (354 amino acids)
Source: RefSeq, a predicted model, not a curated record